AUUGUCAGAAGGGAAAUGGAAGAAAUCGGAAUAACUGUGACGACGGAGAAGGUGGAGGAGACAGCGGAUGUCAAAGUCCCUGUUCUCGGAGGGUUAACCGUUGUCAGUGAUGAAACCACAAAAGAUGACUACAACACAUACAAGCGCCUCCUUCAGAAUUUGGAGUACUUGCGCGUUCAGGAAGAUUACAUUAAAGAUGAACUUCAUAACUUGAAGAAGGAGUACAGACAUGCUCAGGAAGAGGUUAAACGGAUUCAGAGCGUCCCCUUGGUCAUUGGCCAGUUCCUAGAGGCAGUUGACCAGAAUACUGGAAUUGUGGGAUCAACUACAGGAUCAAACUACUAUGUCCGCAUUCUGUCCACUAUAGAUCGUGAACUGCUUAAACCCUCUGCUUCUGUGGCUCUUCACAAGCACAGUAAUGCCCUUGUGGAUGUGCUACCCCCUGAAGCUGAUUCCUCAAUUUCCAUGUUGCAAGCGGAUGAAAAGCCAGAUGUCUCAUACUCCGACAUUGGAGGCUUAGACAUGCAGAAACAGGAGAUUAGGGAGGCUGUUGAAUUGCCUCUGACUCACUUUGAUUUGUACAAGCAGAUUGGUAUUGACCCACCCAGAGGUGUGCUUAUGUUUGGACCACCAGGAUGUGGUAAGACCAUGCUUGCAAAGGCUGUGGCACAUCACACAACAGCUUCUUUCAUCCGCGUUGUGGGCUCAGAGUUUGUGCAGAAAUACUUAGGCGAAGGGCCCCGUAUGGUAAGAGAUGUUUUCCGAUUAGCCAGAGAAAAUGCUCCAGCUAUUAUUUUCAUUGAUGAAAUUGAUGCUAUUGCAACAAAACGAUUUGAUGCACAGACUGGUGCUGAUCGUGAGGUUCAGCGUAUUCUUCUAGAGCUGCUCAAUCAGAUGGAUGGCUUUGACCAGACUACAAAUGUUAAAGUUAUUAUGGCCACUAACCGUGCAGACACCCUAGAUCCUGCCCUCCUUCGCCCUGGACGUCUUGACAGAAAGAUUGAGUUCCCAUUGCCCGACCGUAGACAGAAGCGACUCAUCUUCUCCACUAUUACUGGUCGCAUGAAUUUAAGCGAGGAUGUGGACCUUGAAGAUUAUGUUGCUCGUCCCGAUCGUAUCUCUGGUGCUGACAUAAAUGCUAUUUGCCAAGAGGCUGGUAUGCAUGCUGUACGAGAGAACAGAUACAUUGUCUUGGCCAAGGACUUUGAAAAGGCUUAUAAAAACAAUGUUAAAAAGGAUGAGUCAGACCAUGAGUUCUAUAAAUAAGUUAGGUAUUACAGCACUUAACAGAUGACAAUACUAAUAUCUUACAGCACAUUAGAU
This is a messenger RNA of Penaeus monodon (black tiger shrimp), 1323 nucleotides long. Its product is annotated as 26S proteasome regulatory subunit 6B-like. Gene Ontology annotation, cellular component: proteasome regulatory particle, base subcomplex. The record is from RefSeq and is a predicted model, not a curated record. Gene Ontology annotation, molecular function: ATP binding; proteasome-activating activity; ATP hydrolysis activity. Gene Ontology annotation, biological process: proteasome-mediated ubiquitin-dependent protein catabolic process. NCBI's taxonomy places the organism in Eukaryota, Metazoa, Arthropoda, Malacostraca, Decapoda, Penaeidae.